AUGGUUCCGCCUGAUGUUGAAGUCAAAAUCAGUAAGACAACUGUGAAUGAACAUGAAUCCGUGCGGUUUGAAUGUGCUACCAGCGGAGGCAACCCGGAGCGCAUCGAGCGGUACCAGUGGCUUUGGAUGAAGAGCGGCUCCACUGCGGAACAGGUUAUCCAAGACUCCGAGAACAGCACGCAGAAUGGGAAGCUUUUCGAGUUCGUGCGCAUACCAUACGAUAGGAGUGGGACGUACUCUUGUAAGGCUUGGAAUCUUGGUGGGAUGGGACAGGCAUCGGCAGUCCUGACUGUGCAUUUUUCUCCUAGAAUAGACCCAGAGGCCAGCAUGACGUAUGACGUGGUGGGUGAGAUAGGCAAAGAGGCAUCGUUUGAACUGUUCAUCAUCGCCAACCCGACUCCGGCAACAACUGGUUACGUCUGGUCCAAAGAUGACAACAUCCUUUCGAACUCAUCGUCCGAAUAUGAAAUCAUUUCCGGGCCGACGUCGAGCAAGUUGGCCAUCGAACACGUCAAAUCCUCCGAUUAUGGGAACUAUACGUGCUCUGUGAAAACGAGCGGAUUUCAAGCGAAGGUUUUCAAAUUUAAGCUUCUGAAGCCAGGUCCACCUUCUGCACCCAGCAAACUCGAAGUUGUCAAUUCAACUGCCGUAGCAGCAACGCUCAAAUGGAUCUCAGAAAUCAAUGGCGGGUCGGAACAGAGAUUUUACGUCCAAUACAAGAAGUUUGCCGACAACUGGGAUGUUGCCCCGGAGGUUCCCGAAGGAGGAAUAACUGAUCAAGGUCUCAAGAAAGCCGUGUAUCAUAAGAUUAUGGGUCUUGAGUCGAGUGUCGAGUAUAUGUUUCGGGUGCGCAGCAGGAACUCCCACCCGGGGACUCACACCAGUAACUUUAGCAACGUGGCUUCUGGGGAAACACAAGAGAAACCCAAAACGUCCCUCAUAGCUGUAGGCGGUCUUGUUGGAGCCGGCAUUGUGGCGAUACCAGUCGUCAUUCUGGCUGUUAUUUUAUGGAAACGUGGUCUACUGCGAUGGAGGAAGAGGCAGUGUCAUCGACCGGCAAAUGACAACGCUGAUUACGAUGAUACCAGGGUUGAAUUUACAACAGCUGGAAAACCUCAGGUACACAUCUACGCCAAAAUUGAGACAGAUCACGUAAAUGAUGUGUUUGACCCUGAACGCUGGCAUGGACAAAAAAACCCACAACCAUUGCCUACGGGGCACCGCGUUCCGGUUCACGGAGUCCAUGGGAAUGAGCCUGCUGAUUCCGACGAUGACGUGGACGCUGACGUGGGUGCAUACGAUUACGCGACAUGGCAGCAGGGUGUUCCAGGUCAACGCCUAGUUCCUGCACCUCAGCAAAAUCAAACGGAGUGUGGCUCCUCAGACGAUGAGUCUGGAGAGUACAUCUUAAGCGAUCCAAUAAGCGACCAGGAGGGACAGGAGCCUGAAGGUACAUACAAUGACCUACGAAUCCUCGUAGCAGACGCACAGAAAGAGCUAAGAAUCCAGAAGAACGCGCAGCCUGACCAAAGUACAGCAGAGAGCAGUUCAAGACAAGCUAAUGGAUCCAAUGGGCGGACUCCAAGUCGCUCGAAUGGCGCCCAAGAGUUGGUUACAAGUCGUUCGAAGGACAAUAUGGCAAACGAGCAAGCGUCACCAUACGCGCAUUUAGAUCCAGUAGCGCCAGUAACGCAUGGAGGGUACUUGGACUUCAGACAACUAAGUUCGGAAUAAUAGGUAUCAACAUCCCAAUAGGUGGCGCUGAUUAUAACUUGUGUGUGCGUCAAACAGACAACAUUCUCGUCUCUGCCACACCAACGAAAUACCCUAGUGACAGUCAGAGUCACGUCGCGGCUGCCGUGGCUGGUACCCUAUUAAGACCGAUCAGAACAUUUUUAAAGGGACACCUCUGUCGAGGUGUUUGUAUGUGCUUGUGACAUCACCGACGUACAGGUGGCGCCCGUGUAUAACUUGAUAUAUUGUAUUGUUAACGUAGUCUGUAGGGAAGGUUGUGACCGUCGUUUACGUCACGCCGGUUUUUAUUGGUACAGGACUCCGUCAAGGCCACAACAUUCCGCCCUACAUUUGUAAUCUCUUUCUCACGGAUUUAAUCCCUUUCUUCUAUAAGUACAUUUUCCUUGAUGAACAGAUGACGGGUGAACUAAAUACUUAUAUUAUGAUUGCAGC
Molecule: messenger RNA, 2187 nt
Organism: Lineus longissimus
Lineage: Eukaryota; Metazoa; Nemertea; Pilidiophora; Heteronemertea; Lineidae
Exons: 7
Coding region: 1-1734 (577 amino acids)
Cellular component (GO): neuron projection
Molecular function (GO): protein binding
Source: RefSeq, a predicted model, not a curated record